ACUUAAGAGUGGAGUGUUCACUGAGAACAUGAGCAGUAACUGAUUGGAGCUCAAGACCCAUUUCUGCAAUUGAUUAUGCCACAUUUAAGAUAUGUUGAAAUUUUGAACUUUCUCGAUGUCUUCUGACUGUAGUGUCUCUCCUCACAGCUGUAUGAAGACGCUCGGCCCGGUGAAGCAUUGACCUCAUGCUCUGUAAUCUCUUUAUCUGUGCUGCUCAGCCUGCGUCAAGGGGACAGACAGCUAAUCUCUAUGGGAACAUUGGGUAACACCGUUGCAUAACAUUUCAUCUCCACAAAAGCCAAGAGAUCAACCUUUUAGCUGCAAAACACAGCCAUGUCUCUCAUAGAGGUGUGUUUUGCUAAACCUGCAAACCAAAGCAUUCCGGUUAUACUGUAAAUACUGUGGAUACAAAUACAUGUGCACAAUUGUCAUCAAUUGCGUCCUUUUGGCUUCUUUUUUGCCGCCCUGAACCGAUGUUAGCCAUUUUAAUGGAUUGGCACGGACCCAAAUUAAAACAGGAUUAGAGUUCAUGACACCAUUUUAAUCCGUCAUCAGUGGAGGAGGAGAGGAUGAAGAUAGGAGGAAGGUGAGCUCUCACAGUAGGGGGGUUUUCCCUGUCCUUUGACUGUCCUUCCACUUACCUGAUGUCUCAAACAGACGUGCCCCCUACCCUCCUGUGUUCUUGGCCAUCAGUGUGCAGUUAGUCUGUUCAAGAGGACAGAGAUGGAGACUAUGACGGCACCGUUUUGCUCAGUGUAUUGGGGCCUUAAACGAUUUUGCACAAACUGUCAGACAUGUAAGUGAAGAAACUCAUUUUUUUCUGGUCCUACUGGGCCAAAAGAACUACUUUUUCAUAUUGUUGCAUGCAAUGGAUUCUACCGCUGCGUUUUGAUGCAAAGCAGCAAUUUGGAAACUUGAUGACCUUAUCUUGAGAAAUGCCUGGAAGCCAGUACAAGAUGACAAACCCCAAGCGCCACCACAGCCUCUACAGCCUGAUGGACAGCUCUGGCGCCGGCCUAGAGGACGAGGAGGCCGACGGCCCGCCGCACCUCACCCCCCUGCAGAAGCUCACCGCCGACAUGUGCAAGGACGACACGACCAUCAAGGAACUGACGAUUGGCCGCAGGGUGGGCUUCUACAAGGUCCGCGGGGAGAUCGGCUCUGGGACCUUCUCCCGGGUCAAACUGGGUUUCCACACUCUAACUAAAGACAAAGUGGCACUGAAGAUCCUGGAUAAGACACGGCUGGACGGUCAGGCCCAGCGUCUGCUCUCCAAGGAGAUCAGCAGCAUGGAGUGCCUGCAGCACCCCAACGUGGUGUGUCUGUACGAGGUGGUGGAGACGCCGAGUCGCCUUUACCUAGUGCUGGAGUACGCAGGAGGAGGAGACCUCUUCAACCAGAUAUUCACCCAGGGAAAACUGUCCGACAACGCCAGCAAGGUCACCUUCGCCCAGAUCCUUUCUGCCAUCAAAUAUUUGCACAACAACAGCAUCAUUCACCGGGACCUGAAGGCCGAGAACGUUCUGAUUAGCAGCAGCGGCUGCGUGAAGGUGGCCGACUUUGGAUUCAGCACGCGGCUUUCGAACCGCGACGACACCCUCGACACUUUCUGUGGCUCGCCGCCCUACGCCGCCCCAGAGCUCUUCAGGGACGAGUGCUACCUGGGGCCCCCGGUGGACGUGUGGGCCAUGGGGGUGCUGCUUUUCUUCAUGGUGACCGGAACUAUGCCGUUCCGCGCCGAGACCAUGGGGAAGCUGCGGUGCUGCAUCCUGAAGUGCGCCUACACCGUCCCUCCCUGGGUACCCGGCCCCUGCCAGAGGCUCAUCAAGGGAAUCUUGAAGGCGGUCCCCGCUGAGCGCUAUGCCGUCGACCAGAUGCUGGGCUGUGAUUGGCUCCUAGCUGUGGAGUUUCCCUGGUCGUUGGUGGCGCCCGAACCGGCGAGCCCUCAGCAGAGCCUGCUGGACUCGGAGCGCGAGGACCUGGAGGAGGAGGUCCGGAGCUCGCUGGAGGAGCUCGGCUUCAGCACAGUGAAGCGGUGGAACGAUCUGCCCAAAGAAAGCCGCAGCCCCGUCACCGGCGUUUAUCGGAUCCUGCUGCGCCGAGCCCAGAGGAGGAGGGGCUGCGACAGUCCCCCCGUGGUCCGAGGGAUGGUGAGGGACCCCAGGAGGGAGGGGCUCCGGGCCUACAGGGGCCUCAGACACACCUCCAAGUUUUGUGUGCUUUCAUGACAAAGUGGUAGAGUUCCGCACAGUUUUUAUACAGACUUUUUUU
Molecule: messenger RNA, 2271 nt
Organism: Sander lucioperca (pikeperch)
Lineage: Eukaryota; Metazoa; Chordata; Actinopteri; Perciformes; Percidae
Gene: nim1kb
Product: serine/threonine-protein kinase NIM1
Exons: 4
Coding region: 936-2228 (430 amino acids)
Biological process (GO): microtubule cytoskeleton organization; protein phosphorylation; intracellular signal transduction
Cellular component (GO): cytoplasm
Molecular function (GO): ATP binding; tau-protein kinase activity; protein serine/threonine kinase activity
Source: RefSeq, a predicted model, not a curated record